GGAGAUUGAUAGAAGGGAUUUGAUGGGUAAAAGGCACAGGAAAAUAGAAGAGUGUUACCCAAAGGAGCUAGCAGAAAUCUGGGCGGAGCGGGGGCAGUUGGUGACAGCUAGAACAAAGCUACGGCAAGGGAGAAGAGAGAUGGCUCGAAAGGCUGCAACGGAAACAGUGAAGCGGGUUGGCAGCAUGUCUCUUUCUGAUGGAUGUAUUAUGCACAAAAACCAGGUAAUUCAAAGAGAACUUAAUUUGCAUGAGGUGAGGAAGAUGAUGAGAGUGGGGAAAAGGUUGGGUAUUGAAAUGCAAGGCAAUGAAGAGGAGGUUGAGUCUAGGGGUUUGGGGGGACCAUUGAAGAAGAAAGAAGUGGGGAAACUGAAUGAUAGAAGGAAGAAGUUUGAGUUGUGGGAGGAGUUGCGGACACUAAUUCUAGAGAAGGGAGGACGAGGGUUGAUUGCAGGUGAUUUCAAUGCCGUAAGAUGUCUUGAAGAAAAGAGGGGAAGAAUAGGGGAGAAUCCAGAGAUGAGCGAUUUUAAUGCUUUUAUUGAGACAACUGGGCUAAUUGACAUUAGAUUGGCAAAUCGGUGGUUUACAUGGUAUAGAUCAGAAUCAGAUGGUUCUUCUAUGAGCAGGUUAGAUAGAGUAUUGAUGACUGAAGAGAUGUUUACUAUGGUAGACUGGGGGCCAAAACCAUUCAGGGUUUUGGAUGCUUGGCAGCAGCAUCCUGAUCUCAAGAAAACAGUAGAAGAUAAGUGGAAUGAAUUAGAGGUGGAUGGGUUUGUAGGGUAUAGAUGUAAGCAGAAACUAAAACUGUUGAAAGUGUUUGUAAAAGGCUGGAAUCAAGAAGUGUUUGGGGAUAUGGAAGUUCUUUGGGUGCAAGUGUUGCACUGGUGGGGUAUUGAGGUUGUGUUAUCAAAUACAAUAGAAGGAGUUGCAGAGUUCUUUCUACAUGGUUUGGGUAAGAUUAUAGGGAAGGAAAUGGGAGCAUGUAUUUUCCUUGCUGUUUCUUGGUAUCUCUGGUACUGUAGGAAUAUGGGAGUUUUUAAGCAUCUUGUGAGUUUUAGGGAAAGGGUGGUGGAUAUGGUGCAAGCCAAGACCUUUUUCUGGAUUAAAACUAAGAUGCAAAGGUGUGUUUUUUCCCUUGCUGAGUGGUAGAAUAAUCCAAUACAUGUUGCUAUAGAAGUAAGAAGGCAUAAAAGGCUAUUGAAGGCAUUCUAUAAGCGUAAAUUGUGGGUGGCAUGAAUUGGAUUCUUGGUAGAAAGUUUUUGUUUGUUAGUUUUGCAAUUUCUUUAUAAUGGUAUUGACUGUUGGGCGUGUGGUCUGAUCAUGCCUUCUUCCUUUGUAUAUGGGUUGGAGUAGCCUUGUACUCCUUAAAAUAAUAUGUAAUAUUUUCU
This is a messenger RNA of Rubroshorea leprosula, 1386 nucleotides long. Lineage: Eukaryota; Viridiplantae; Streptophyta; Magnoliopsida; Malvales; Dipterocarpaceae. The record is from the annotation of a GenBank genome assembly.